AUGUGGCCAGCAAUCACCACCCUUACUAGAAAUUGUACACCAUUGUCAAUGAGUAUAAGUAAUGAAGAGCUUGAUUUAACAAAUAUGUUAACUAUUUUUGAUGAGGAGGAAGAGAAUAUAGUCGAUAUAGAUGAAGAAUUAGAAAUAAUUAUUAUGGCUAAUGGAGGUAAGUUUAAACUUAGUCAACCUCAAAAUACGGAUAACCUAGUAGAAAAAGUAAAGAAGAGUUUAUAUAAAGCAUUAGACCAUUAUUGGAAUGCACCUCUUGAUUGUUCUUUAAUUGCAAUGUUACUUGAUCCACGUUGUAAGUUAAUGAAAAAAUUAGAUAGUUGGGAACAUGAUAAGGCUAUUGAUCUUUUGCGAGAAAAAUAUAAUUUACUUAGUAUUAAAAAUGAAAGUAUUACUAACUUG
This is a messenger RNA of Dentiscutata erythropus, 411 nucleotides long. The record is from the annotation of a GenBank genome assembly. Lineage: Eukaryota; Fungi; Glomeromycota; Glomeromycetes; Diversisporales; Gigasporaceae.